AUGGCGAUGGAGUCGUACGAAGAUGCCCUUAAGAGACUAGGAGAGCUUCUCAGCAAGAAAUUGGAUCUCGGUGAAUUGGCGGUCGCAAAAAUCAAGAAGUUAACGGAUGAGCUAGAGGAAAAUGAUUCAAACAAGUCAUCAGAUGCUGUAGAACGAAUCAAAUCGGGUUUUAUCCAUUUCAAGACUCGCAAAUAUCAGAAGAGACCUGGUUUGUACAGUGCACUUGCCAAGAGCCAGAGCCCCAAGUUUCUGGUGUUUGCUUGUUCGGAUUCCCGAGUGAGCCCAUCUCACAUCUUGAAUUUCCAACCUGGGGAAGCUUUUAUCGUUAGAAACAUUGCCAACAUGGUGCCACCUUUUGACAAGAAUCAACACUCUGGUGUUGGUGCCGCUCUUGAAUAUCCAGUUACGCACCUCAACGUGGAGAACAUUCUGGUGAUUGGUCACAGCCGUUGUGGUGGAAUAAAGGGACUCAUGUCCAUGGAAGAUGAUUCAGCUCCCAAGAGCGUCUUCAUUGAAAACUGGGUCCAGAUCGGUACACCGGCCAAGAACAGGGUCAAGGAGGAUUUCAGUGAUCUGAGCUUCGACGAUCAGUGCAACUACUGUGAGAAGGAAGCCGUGAACGUUUCCUUGGGGAAUCUCUUGUCUUACCCAUUCGUGAGAGAAAGAGUGAUGAAGAACAAGCUCGCCAUUAGAGGAGCUCACUACGAUUUCGUUAAUGGAACGUUUGAUCUCUGGGAACUUGACUUUAAGACCACCCCUGCUUUUGCCUUGUCUUAA
Molecule: messenger RNA, 777 nt
Organism: Microthlaspi erraticum
Lineage: Eukaryota; Viridiplantae; Streptophyta; Magnoliopsida; Brassicales; Brassicaceae
Source: the annotation of a GenBank genome assembly